AUGCGCUCCCUCGCCACCGCAGUCGCCUGCUCUCGGUUCUCCCACUUGAGCGACGGCUCUGGCAAGACUACUCCACCGAAGUAUCACUCCGACAAAUUCCACGACCCGGUAUUUCUCGACAUCAUCGACAAGAUUCGCCGCGUCCGCCGCGAGGCCGCGAAGUCCGGUCCGUACACCAUUCCAUCCAACGUGAUGAAGUCCCUGCCCAGCAACUCCGAGGAGCAGCCCGCCUUGCACAAGCAGUACCAAAUUCGCCUCCGUCCCGGCAUGUCCUACGAUGAAGACACAGAGGUGGUUGCGAAGAUCCUCGACUGCAUCGACGAUGGUCAAGACGAGCCGUACACCAUGGUCGGAAGCUCCACUGGCGACGACUACCUGGGGAUGUUUCUCAUCGUCAUCCCAGACCGCCCAUCGCUCGCCGGCGAGAUUCGACAGAUCCCAGACGUCGAGUCCGUCACCACCCAGCUGUGGCCCUUCCCGGUCGGAGAGCCUCAACCUCCAGUUCCGAGAGGCGCCGAAGCCGAGACCAUCCAGCGCGAGUACGUCGUUCGCCUGCGAGGCGGCCUGACCAAGAAGGAGAAGAACACGAUUGUGGACAAAGUCAACGAGAAGAUGAAGGCGAGCGCUACGGAGAAGGAUAAUGUGCUCACCUUGGGUGUUGUCAGCCGCUACGACUUCACCCAGACGCUUCUCAUCGUGAGAGGCCCCUCGUGCGUCUAUCCUCCGUGCAAGAUGCUGGAGGUCGUGCGUGGCGUCACCUCGGUCGAGCCGCGCGUGGAAUACCGCUACCACUGA
Messenger RNA from Zasmidium cellare ATCC 36951, 795 nucleotides. RefSeq lists its product as uncharacterized. The transcript has 2 exons. The coding region runs from base 1 to 795 and encodes 264 amino acids. NCBI's taxonomy places the organism in Eukaryota, Fungi, Ascomycota, Dothideomycetes, Mycosphaerellales, Mycosphaerellaceae. The record is from RefSeq and is a predicted model, not a curated record.